AUGGAUUCACCACCAAAGCGAAUCACGCGAGCUCGGGCCGCGGCCAGCACGUCGACCGUAAGGACGACCAGGAUCGUCACCGCAGCAGCCAGGGCGAAAGCGGCCGCCGCCGCCGCGGCCACCAACGACGCCCCGACGGCGACGAAGAGGAAGACGCGCGCCGACGAGCAUGAUGACGACAACGGCAACAACGGGGAGGAGAACGAGGGUGAGGUCCGCGCCCGCCGCCUUCGCGGCAGGCCUAGUCGCGCCGUCGACGGCCCCGCGACAGCGCUGCGCGCGGAGCCGGUGCGUGCGACGACGCGCUCUACACGCUCAGCCCGGAUCGUCGCGGAGGAGCCGGCGCCGUCCAGGCCGGCGCGCGGCCGCCCGCGGAGGAACACGCCCACGUUGACGGAUCAGCCCCCAGCUACUACUACUACUACUACUACCACUACCACGAGGAGGUCGGCUGCCGCGGGCACGCGAACGCGCGCGGGCAGCACCGCGAGCAAGACAGCGCCGACUGCCACUACCGCCAAGAAGCAAAAGAAGAGCGUCAAGUUUGACGAGCCGGGCAAGGAGAACCUAGGACCGGCGGGCGCGGAUGCCGCCAACGCCGGCGGCCUCUUGCACGCCGCCGCGGCGCGCCGACCCCCUACGCCUGCAGCUAGUGGGAGGAAGCGUGGCACCGUCGCGGCUUCGGUGGCGGAGAAGACGCCGCUCAGUCCGAAGAAGGUGACGCAGAUUCCAGUUCUGCGCAAGGACGGGGACGACUUGGCUAGCAACGGGAGCUCCCGUAAGAGCAAGGCUGCGGAGCAAGUCAUCAGCCUGACGCCGAUUAAGAAGAGCGUGGAGCCGGCCGUGCCCGACAGGGACCAGGACUCCACGGUGACGGUCAAUGCUGCUAUCUUGGGCGCGCCGGAGGGGGCCACGAUGACGAUCCCGUUCGGCUCACCUCCCCGUCGCCCACCAACGUCGCCCAACAGAGACACCCUGAAGUCGCCAGCGAAGAAGAUGGGAGCCAUCCCGUUCCCGGGCUCGCCCACCAGAUCGAACCCAUUCUCCCAGGACAAUGCCACCAAGACGGGAACACUGUCCAAAAGUAGCACUCUGCUCCAAACACCAGCGAAGCGGCCCCCCUCGCCGAUCAAGGGCAGCAGGCCCGCGAUCAGCUUCCCCUCGACUGGCAGCCAGGACGCCCUGUUCAAGGCCUCCUUGUUCCAGUCACCCGCCAAGCGGGCGCCAAUGUUGGGCCUGAAGCCCGUGCCUGAGAGGCCAGCCGUGGCUGCGAUUUGCGAGACGCCGGCGAUGAAGCCCAUCGCAACGGUCGCCCCCGCUGCAACCUCCUCCUCCUCCUCCUCCACGUCAGUGCGCGUCGACUCUCGUCGCCCUUCAGCGAGGCUUACUUUUGAGGACGAGCACGAUGAUGACUUCUCGGACGAGUUGGCCACUGAGAUGCUGGAGGGUCCCUCGCUGGGCUCCCGCUUCAAUGGCCGGCUGUCUGACGUUGUGCCGCGCGAUGAGGACGACUACGACGUCGAUGAUGGGCUCGAGGAGGACGAAUCGGUGGAUCUGGUGCACUCGUAUUCCUUUUACGAGAAGGCUGGCAGUGCGGCUCCCCCGACAUCCGACAUGACACCAACCCGAAUGUCCAGCUCCUCGGAUAGCACUCUCGAGAUUGCUGAGAUGCCGCAGACCGCCUCCACUGCUUUGCCGGCGCAGACGCCGCUACAGGGCCCCAACUUUCAGCUGCGAGACAAGGACGCGGACCCUUGCCACGACAUGACGGCAAUGUCGGAUUCGGAUGACGAGGGAGAUGUGGAUGCCGACUCGUCCACGUUCACGCCCAGCUUCAACAAGAACCGACGUUCGACCAUGGGUCUCACAAGUCUGGCCCAGACGCUCGGCGCUUGGUCCUCGGAAGCUCCCGCUCGUGCCGCCGAGACUGCUCAACCGACCUCUGGCCUCCGCCGUGCAUCGACGAUUGUGCCGGUCACCGACGCCUCGCCCUCGCAGACGAGCUUCUUUGAGGAGCAGAUGCAGACACGAGCGGAGGAGGAGGACAAGGACCAAGAGGACGUCGGCGAGAUCCUGGCAGAUAACGAACUAUCCGAGCCGUCAUUCGACGAGGAUAUUCAAGUUACCUGUGAAGACCUUGCCCUCGCGCAGGAGGCCGAGGACAUGUCUCAGUUGCAUGAGAGUCCCUGCGCCGAACGAAGCGCGGCCAGGUCGUUCUCCGACUCCUUGUCCGAGGCGAGCCAGGAGUAUGGUGACGAGAACGAGCUUCCCGUGGACCCUGCCCUUCAUGUCCCGCGCAUGUGGCCGCCGACAACGCCGGUCCAGCCGGUCCUGAGAACCUGCUCCACGACGACCAAGGUGCCGCUGAAGCCGGCUGACGAGUCCAGCCCGACAAAAGCGCGCCGCUUUAGCGCCUCGCGUAUCCCCAACAACGGAACCGGGAGCUUGCCGAAGAGCGCGACCGUCAUAUCCUACUCUCCUGAGAAGCCAAAGUCUAGCUCCGGCGUGUUCGACAUGGACCACGAGUCUGCCACCCCCACCAGCAAGUGCGACAUGUGGUCGAACAUGGGCACGCCGGCUCGCACGCCCCGACGCGAUACCGCCUCCGCCCUACUCCGCGGUGCCGUAGUCUUUGUCGACGUACACACCAGCGAGGGCGCGGAUGCGAGUCUCAUCUUUGUGGACCUCUUGACGCAGAUGGGUGCCAAGUGCGUCAAGACGUGGAGCUGGAACCCGGACGGCAAUGGCGCCUCCCACAACGUCGAAGCCUCGUCCAACAAGAUCGGCAUCACGCACGUCGUCUUCAAGGAUGGCGGCAAGAGAACGAUGGAAAAGGUGCGCAAGUCCGUCGGCAUGGUGCAGUGCGUCGGUGUCAGCUGGGUGCUCGAUUGUGAGAAGGAGAAUGCGUGGCUGGACGAGGGCCCGUACCUGAUCGACACGGCGUUUGUACCGCGCGGCGGCGCGCGUCGCAGGAAGAGCAUGGAGCCCAAGGCCUUGGCCAAUAACAACGGCACCCUGGUCAGCAGCACGCCGGCAGCGAAGCAGGGCUACAAUCGUCGACAGAGCGGCAUCUGGAUGCAGACGCCACCUGAGCAGCAGGCGCACGGUGGCGAGGGCGAUGACGACAUUGAGUGGUCCGAGUUCAUCCUCACCCCGGUCCCGAAGACGCCGACGCCGGAAACGAUUUCACGAUAUGCGACCGAGGAGCCGGAGACGCCGUCGCGGGGUGGCGAUGAAAGUGGCAUGUCGCUCUCGCGGGAGGAAAUGCUGAUGAGGACAUGUCCACCGGCCAAGCCAAGCGGUGCGUACGACCAGCUGGGCGCGGGCGUUCUGAGCACGCACAAGGAUGAGAAGGUGCUCAUACGCCUGAUGGCGGCUCGCCGCAAGAGUCUGCAGUUUGCGCCCAAGAUUGGCAGUCCGCUGUCCAAGUCUUGGUACUAG
Messenger RNA from Cordyceps fumosorosea ARSEF 2679, 3441 nucleotides. Its product is annotated as Breast cancer suppressor protein BRCT. The coding region runs from base 1 to 3441 and encodes 1146 amino acids. Gene Ontology annotation, biological process: mitotic cell cycle. The record is from RefSeq and is a predicted model, not a curated record. The transcript has a single exon. Lineage: Eukaryota; Fungi; Ascomycota; Sordariomycetes; Hypocreales; Cordycipitaceae.